CGGAUGUCGGGCGGAUAUCGGCCACCGAGCUCCACGAUACAUCAAUGUCUCCGAGCCCUAGUACACCCCGACCCCUGUCGAACUACAUAUAUGUGCGUCUAUAAAGAUUAAUAUACAAGACACUGUUCGAGGUAUAGCUGCACCACUUUCAGACGCUAAUUUCCGUCCCUAUGGCGCCAUCGGAGCAUGAACGUUUACACCUACUGCAGACAGAGGCCCGAACCUCCACAGCGGACAAAAUCGACUUUCUCGACACGCUUGGCCUCUGCGAAGCAUUCAAUAAAGAGGAGAGCCGAGUGGCAGGCUCUAUCGCAUCCUGUCUGUCGGACAUUGCUUCCUUAAUUGAUGAUGUAGUUCCGCGGCUCAGAGCUGGAGGCAGACUCAUCUAUGUCGGCGCCGGCAAUAGUGGCAGGGUCGGGUUCAUGGAUUGCAGUGAAUUGCCGGUAACAUUUUCGGCAGACCCCCAACAGUUCAUAACAAUCGUUGCAGGAGGCACUGAGGCUAUAAUCAAGGCUCAAGAAGGUGCUGAGGACAUGGAAAGUGAAGGAGCGUUGCGAAUGGAGGCCUUACAGCUCAGUAGGCCGGAAUCACAAACACACAUCCAUCCAGCAUUGCCAAACUCGGAGUCGACCACCUCAUCUGUGCUUUGGUUGGCCCUGAAUUCCUUUCGGGUAGCACUAGACUCAAAGCAGGCAGCGCUGAAGGGACUUAUGAUUGACGUUCGGGUAAAGAAUUGGAAACUAAAAGCGCGCGGAAGAAGAAUUGUGCGCCAAGCCUGCAACGGAGCCCCAAUGCACAUUAUAGACCAAAACGGACUACCCUCACCACAGGCGAUUGACAUUCCUGAAACAGUUGAAGGAGAUGCUGCCAUUGAUAUCCUGAUCGAGGGCUGUGGGGGCAGUGUCAAGCUAGCCUGCGCCGUGGCUAUUUCUGGCUAUCAUCCAGAUGUUGCCAGACAAAUGCUCGAGUCCGCAGGCGGAAGCUUCCAUGUUUUUGUCGAAGGGGUUAAAAAAGAAACUUCUCCAAAGCCCGUGACCCUCGAGGAAGGGCUAGAAUACUGCCUUUGUGUUGAUGGGGGCGGAACGAAUUGCACUGUCUCGAUCGCAACUCGGUCAGGGGUUAUAGGUCAAGGGAUAGCCGGUCCUUGCAAUUUCAACUCCGUCACCCUAGGAGCAAUCAUUAAUCAUAUAAAGCUGGCGACAGACCAGGCUUCAUCGAUGGCCUUCGCCAGGCAGGGCUUUGCCCUUCCCACAACACCAAAGUUCUCUAAGGUCUGGGUCGGAUUGGCCGGGCUGCACCAUGCGGAUCAAAUUGCAACCCUGACUCGCCGCCUCGAGGAGCUCUUUGGUGUGUCGACCCAUUGUGGAACCCUUCGCCUUACCAGUGAUGGCAUACUACUCGGCUCCUGUAUUGCCAUGGAUAAUUCUGUUGAAUUUGGAAUCUCAGUGGUCGCUGGAACAGGUUCUGUAGCAACAGCCUUCAAAAAGGGGCUUGCUGGCGAGAUAAUUCAGGUUGGCCGCACUGGAGGCUGGGGCUACCUGAUUGGGGAUCAAGGAAGCGCUUUUGACAUCGGAAAGCGCGCACUUCAACUUGUUUUAUCCAGCGUUGAGCAAAAGCAGUUCCAAGCUAAGCACGAACUCACAGAGUUCGAGAGGGUAAUCCUAAACGAGCUCAACUCUAACGAAGUAGGAGUUUUGAAAGGCAUAUAUCACUCAAAUGCCCAGCCUAAGGAAAAGGUAAGCAACAUUGCAAGGGUGGUCACAAAGCUAGGGUUCAGGGAACAGGAUCCUGAUCCACAAGCCCUUGAAAUCCUGACAUCCGCAGCCAAUUGUUUAGCCCAACAAAUCAAGCCGCUGGCUGAGAUCUGUGACCCAAGUAGAUGUGCACUCAUUCUGUCGGGAGCCUUGAUGAACCUUCCAGCCUAUCAAGAUCUGAUCUUGCGGGAGUGGGAUAGGCAACACCAACUAUCAUUUAAGAAGGUUUUGGUGGUCAAUGAUGCAUCAGUCUACGCAGCUCAGUUUUUAGCUAGACAGAAUACGAUAAUGGAGUGGACACGCGAAUGCGGUCUACUACCCAGCAGCAAGCCUGAAGAUCUGAACAGCGGCCAAACCUAAUUUCGCGACACAUUCAGAUGCUAGUUCCAGAAAAAGGCCAGUAGUUGUCAACUACGCCAGUUGCGAAAUAUAUCGGCAACAGUAUGCGAACCCUAGGAAGGCCAUGAUAGGCCUGGUUGCAGAGACUCCCAUAAUCCUGUGUAUUGGGGCAUAUCGGGCAAACCAGGCCACUAAAGGUGUGGUUGCAAGUCAGUGUACACACUAAGAGUCCUGAAGCGGCCCCAGCGAGGCCUACAUACUCAAUAGGGUGGCAUCAAGAUCGCACUUUUUUAGUGGGUUGGAGCCUUGUAUCCCCUAGAAGUUAAGGUCCAUGAAAUAUUGAGUUGCCUGCCAGACAUAGAUUUGAAGUGCAUCGGAUACAAGCAUGAUCGUGAG
Messenger RNA from Aspergillus alliaceus, 2489 nucleotides. RefSeq names its product putative glucokinase regulator family protein. Lineage: Eukaryota; Fungi; Ascomycota; Eurotiomycetes; Eurotiales; Aspergillaceae. The record is from RefSeq and is a predicted model, not a curated record. The transcript is spliced from 4 exons. Bases 171 to 2114 code for a protein of 647 amino acids. Gene Ontology annotation, molecular function: carbon-oxygen lyase activity; ether hydrolase activity; carbohydrate derivative binding. Gene Ontology annotation, biological process: amino sugar catabolic process; peptidoglycan turnover.